Messenger RNA from Oryza sativa Japonica Group (Japanese rice), 408 nucleotides. RefSeq names its product classical arabinogalactan protein 7. The record is from RefSeq and is a predicted model, not a curated record. NCBI's taxonomy places the organism in Eukaryota, Viridiplantae, Streptophyta, Magnoliopsida, Poales, Poaceae.
AUGGCGCCCUUGUCGAUGUCGAGGGCUCACUUGCUCUUCUUGUGCUCGUUGGCGGCGGCGGCGGCUGCGGCUGCCGGGGCGCUCGCCGUGCCGGCGGCCGAAGUGGACUGGGCGCGUCAGCUCAGGCACCACCAUGGUGCGUCUCCGGCCAGUGACGCUCCGGCGCCGUCGCCGGCGCCGCUGUCAACGCCCGAGCUAUGCCGUCCCGGCGAGCCCGUCCCGGCGCCGUCCUCGUCGCCUGCCGGAGCAACAACGACCCCCGCCCCGGCGGCGCCGGCCGCCACCGCGCCUGCCCCGUCGCCCGAGGCGGACGGCAAGAGUAGUGGUGCGGCAGCUGCGCCGCCGUUGAUGACCUGGCCGGCCGUGCUCGCCGGUGCCGCCGGCGUGGCUACGACGUUGAUUCUCUGA